Messenger RNA from Populus nigra (black poplar), 4950 nucleotides. Its product is annotated as B3 domain-containing transcription factor LEC2-like. Bases 3356 to 4630 code for a protein of 424 amino acids. Lineage: Eukaryota; Viridiplantae; Streptophyta; Magnoliopsida; Malpighiales; Salicaceae. The record is from RefSeq and is a predicted model, not a curated record. Gene Ontology annotation, molecular function: DNA binding; DNA-binding transcription factor activity. The transcript is spliced from 8 exons.
AUCACAAUUUCUCCUCUGCAGUCCCUUUCACUUUUUUAUCUCUGUUAUUUUUUUUUCUUUUUAUUUAAUUUGGGUUUUAUUGGUUUUUAUUUUUGUACAUUCUUUCCAUGAAGCUAUCUGGCAUCGUGUGAUCAAACAAUUUCACAAAAUGAAAGUCUCAAUUGUAUUAGGCAUAUAUUAAAAUGGGUCAUAUACAAUUUGAGUGGAGUCCAGCAACACUUUGCCUUUAUUUUGGUCAAAGUUCAAGCCAAAUCCGAGUUUGGCUUCUUAAUCUUGGUGGGUUCUAGGAAAAAUUAUUAAGUAACUCAGUCAAUCACAUAAUUCAUCCAUGGAUGAAAUUAAGAAAAGAUAUCCAUAUUUAUGGAGUCAGGGGAAUGCUAUGGACUGUCUCUACUGAUAGUCUAGGUAGCUGUUUUCCUUGAAGUUAUUGCAUUGCACAAGUAUUCAUUAACAAACUCUUAUUUCACCUGUAAUUGGGGUCCAGAUUAUUCUGCUUUCAGGCAAAUCUACAAGCAGUUGAUAUGCAUUAUUUUGUUGGGACUUAUUUGUUGCCGUGAAAGGGGGAGGAGUUCAUGAGUUUUUCCUUUAAUGUUAGUUCUUACGUAAAUCUUUAAUGCCUUAGUAAUUAGUUUGUUGAAUGCCCUGGAAAAUCUUGUAAGGAAUCAUUUCAAUUAACUUGUUAUUGCUGUUAAGUUAGGGUAGUUGGUUCUUGUUCUAUUGAUGGCUGACAAAUGAAAUCCUUAAGGGGUGCAAAACUUAAAGGAGUAUCUAUACUUUAAGAUGAGCUGGAACUGUUGAGACUUUGUUUUUGCUAGCUGAAGCAACAAGUUCAGUUGUAGCUUCUUAGUUGGGUGCAAAAGAGUGCCGAAAGAAAGAAUUGAAUCUAGGCUGUCUAAUUUGUUGUCGGAUAAGAAGAUGAAAACUUCUUGAAUUUAAAUGGAGUGCUUCACACUAUUGUAGAUGUGAUCCAAAUAGCCUACAAUGAAGAGAAGUGUUGAAAAUGAAGACCCUUUUGGAAUGGAACUCUUUAUUCAUAUUGCUCUAUCAGUUAAUGGGGUAUGUGGAAGUUUCUUGUAGCCCAAACUAACCUGAUUGUUUCUUUUGAGCCAUUGAAAGAUUUUUGUUUGAGUUUGUUUUGUGAUAAUAUAUAACCAGUAUUUUGGCCUUGCAAUGAAAAAGAGGCCCUAUUAGUCUGACUAGCCUAUUAAAGAUGCAAAGUACAACUUUUAAAGCCAAAGUUCUGAAUAAUCAAUGGAGACUUUAAAAGGAGCUUUCUGAAUCUAAUCUGGAAAUUCUAUUGAUGUGCUGAUGAAAUUAAAGUUCAAGGAUACUCUGUCAAUUAAUAUUCUAAUUAUGCUGGUCUUGAAUGUUAUAGGAAAUUGAAAACUUAAAUGUUGAGAAAUUUUCUCUAAGAAGAUGAAUAUGCUGAUCUACUACAUGCAUUCUUUAUUGUCCAUCCAAUUAUGCUUUUAAUGCUUCCUAUUAGCAUUUCCAGACCUCUUGCUAUCUGUUAAGUUCACUAAUGCUCCUUUCCACUUCUAGCAUAUCUAGAACUAUUAUACGGUUACAUUUUUGAUGCUAUACACACCCCAAUGCAGUCUUAGAGUAUGCAGAACUCUUGCACGAAAUUAUAUUUGUUAAAUAAUUUUUCUGAUCAUUGAUUUCUCCCUCCAUUUCUCAUGCUAUAUCUUCCUAGAGGUUUAUUCAACCUCAACGAUGAAGACAAACUGCGAGUGGGCUUUGUUGGAUUUCUGAUUCCUUGAUGUUCUUGCCCAUCUGCAUGUUUUUGAAGCUAUUUACUGAUUUUGAAUGGAAAUGUGAAUAAAGUUGCGGACGUGAAUAAUAAAUUCAUUCCAUCUCUUUUAAAUUGUCGUUUAGAGCAUGCUGUUUUGGCCAUUAUUCGACGUGUUUAGCAGUAACUUCUCGACUGUUGCAGCUAUUGACACGGCAACACGCAGGUGUUGGAUCAAUACUUUUGCAGUUGCAUGCAGGCUCUCUUCUACACUCUAUAUAAACACUGGUUGCCCACAGUCUCUUUGCAAAUAUAUCCAUCCAUCUUUCCUUUCUUCACUUUUGUUAUUGCUAGACUUCCUUUUCUGCUUACAAAAUUCUUGAAGUUUUCAAUUUAAGAAACUAUUAGAUUCAUAAUGGCGAUGAAUGUUUUUUUCAUUUGCUGACAUGGAGAGUUUUCCUUGCUAUAGUUUCCAGAGUCUUGCUGAAGUUGCUCUCCUGCAAAUAGAAGCAACUUUAAGCAGUGGACAUUCUCAACUGUUGACAACCAUGAAGGAGCUGACAGCAAACUCAACCAAGGAUGCACUUGGUCCUGAGUCCUUGACCAACUUGAUGAUGCCAAGGGAGUGGCUGAAAACCAUGACAAACAAAUUGCAAUUUCAGUUUUCACCUCUCAAUUUUACUCACAUUCCAAACAUUAUUACCCUCUUUUACUCACAUUCCAAACAUUACAUAACCCCUUAAUUAGUUAUAAAAAUUUGGAAUAUAAUAUUUACUAUAACUGACUAGAAUAGUACUUAGCAGUGAAUGUUUGAGCUAAAUAAAACAAAGCUAACAGAGAGAAAUUGCCAAAAGAGCAGAAGAUGCCGAGUUGGUGCUUUCCGAGAGAUGGAAACAGACUGGAAGUAACUCGUCUUUCCAGUCAAUUUCUUUAUAAUUAUGGGAGGCACUAGAAUCUCUGUGCAUGAGAAUAGACAAUCAUGGAAUUACCAUAGUGGGCUUCAGGCUCUAGGCUUUACCUUUUCCUACUACUGAACACUCUCACUAACCACAUAACUCUAGGCACACUGGCGUUAGAGUGUGCUGUGGAGGGAAAGAGACUGGCAAAGAUGGCAUCUAGAGAGGGAGGGCGUUGACUGUUGGCAUUUGGUCAUCAAUGCAUUGGUUUAGCCAUUAUAGAAUGGUUUUCUGUGCAAGGUUUGGCCAUGGGCAGCCAUAUUUAAACCAAAGCUGGCGCCAAGUUUCAAACCUAUGCCUCUCUGUCUCAAGUUCCUCACUGGUCAGUUGGGUAUCCCAAAACCAGCAUCCUCCGGCCACUUGUCACCCUCUUCACGCAAUUGGCACUCUCCUUUCAGACCCCUAUUCUUUCUUCAUGGCCUUUCAUCCCUAUCUCUACUAUCCAACCCCACUGCGUUUCUUGACGCGUUUAUCUUGCUCUUUAACACCUGGGCUGUUUCGACUGGCAGCACCUUGCACUCUCCAUAACCCUUUCUAACCAAUUUUACCUUCACUAGAAAUCAAAACACCUACUUAAACACACACACCCACACAAACACAGGAUUCUCUCUGAUUACUUGCACAGCUCCGAAGACUCAUCAUUCACUCCUCUGCCCAUUUUGAUAAUAUGGAGAACGUUUUUCCCACUUUAUCAAACAACUCAGGCAACACCACCACUACCACAAAUGCUAGCUCAGUAAUGAUGGGUUGUCCUCAGAAUUCCCAGUUCUCCUCUAUAGAUGGACCAUUGAGCUACCCUUCAACACCUUCAAGCUCAUUAACUCAGUCAAACUAUUUUGCACCACAGUACUAUACGACACCGCCUUGUGAAACUACGCAAUUUCCAUUCACAGAUUCUCUAGACCAGCGUAGCCAGUAUACACCAGCUGCAGAUCCUUUCUAUCCUGUCAUGGUUGGCCAAAAUGCAAUUGAAAUGCAAAGAUCGUGCAUUUUGCAGCCUAAUGCGUUGCAAUUAGAGCAAGAAAGGAGAGCUCUAGAUGCAUACAAGACCAAGGUGGCAAGGUGCAUGAGAAAACUUGCACGCCAAAGAAGGCUUGGUAGAGCUUCUUCUGGAGCUAGUUCGACUCGAAUAACGGAUGCAAGUAGAUUGGCUUUGCAUGGUGCUGGUACUGAUGGCCAAAACAGCAGGACCAACACUAGCAAAGAUCUUUUCGAGUUCUUAACACCAGAUAACAAGAAACUGAAAGCGUUGCUUAGGAAGGACUUGAAGAAUAGUGAUGUUGGGUCUCUUGGGAGAAUUGUCCUUCCAAAGAGAGAGGUUGAGGAAAAUCUUCCUCCUCUACAUGAUAAAGAAGGAAUCCUACUUGUGCUCAGAGAUAUAUACUCUAACCAAGAGUGGGGUUUAAAGUUAAAGUUCUGGACUAACAACAAAAGCAGGAUGUAUGUUCUUGAAAAUACAGGAGAAUUCGUUAAGCGACAUGGGCUGGAGACUGGAGAUUCCCUUACACUUUACGAGGAUGAGAGCAAGAAUCUCUAUUUCUCCAUCACAAAGGUGCAGAGACCAGAAUCAGCCCUAGCUCAAACAACACACCCUAAGAGCCACAACUGUAACCACCUGACAGAACAUAUGUGGCAAGAUGGGGAUGAAGAAUAUACAUCUUUAGCAUUACUGACAGAACAACUUGAGAAUAAAGAACAAGAAGAAGCUAACAGCCUUGGAGCUGUGCCUAUGGACUUUUCUUGUUCAUAUACAAACGAACUAGAACUUAACAACAAUCCUUUCAACAACAUUAGUACCUAUACCCAACCAGCAUCUGCAGCUAUGCAAACUUCUCCGCCAAAUGGUAAAAUGAAGGCGGUAGAUGAUUCUCAUGACGUAGAUGACUGCUAUACUGGUCUUGGUAUGCUCCCUGAUGUCCAUAGCUACAAUUUUUCGCUAUGAUCAUUAGAAUAUUAUUAACAACAGCUAUCAAGAUUCAUGACAUAAAAGAAGAUGGGGUUACAGCAGUUUGUCAAAGCAUGGUUGAUGCAACUAAAAGGUUGAGUAAUCAGUUGUUGAUAGUAUACUGAUACAUUCAUUUUUAACAAGGGUAUUGGAUAUUAGAAGUUUCUUUGUUUUUUUUUAGACGAGGAAAAGGAAGAGCAAGAAAAGAAAAGGAGAAGAAAUUUGUAUUCCUUGUAUGUUUGAGGAUUUUUUCUGUAAUAGCGUGCGUUUCAAAAGUAAAUAAUCCUUUUCUAUUGGAAUAAUUUCUCAUUUGUUAG